AUGCAUUCAAAAAACGAGCUCCGCAAUUGCGUAGCUUUAGCCCUUUCUAGCAUACUAAAGUAUACGCUUGAACCAGAACCAUUUGAGGAAGUAUACGAAGUUGAUAAUACUUAUUCCCUAUACGCUGGAUUUGAACUAGCUAGUAAUCGUAGGGUGAUUGCUAAAUUUUCUACCCAGACAGCUCGCAUAGAAGCAGAAUACCAGUUAUUUUGUGACUUAUCGAAAGAUGAGCGUGGUCGUAAAUUUGUUUCUGUUCCCAUCGAAUUUAUUGAGUUCUCACACAUAGAUUUAUCAGCCCACGUUUGUUUAGAUGCUGGGCAUCGAGAUACAUUGUCUACUUUUUAUGAUUAUUUUCGGAAUAAUCCUAUUAACUAUAUUCGUUACUGUAUUUCCGUCUGCCGAUGCGUCGAAUUCUUACACUCAAAAGAUAUUGUUCAUGGCGAAAUCCGAACCGAUUCCUUUCGCCCUAUAAAUAGUUACAAGGAUGUAAUAAUGUUGAAUAUUGGCAGCGGAGCAAGCUCAUUCCAUAAUUACUUGCAGGCUUACAACUGGCGGCGGUUUUACGAAGAUUCUCAAUCUAUGUCGAGAAUAACUUUUAUAAGUCCUGAGCAGACAGGGCGAACGUCGUACCCGGUGAAUCACAGAACGGAUAUUUACAGUUUAGGAAUAUUGUUCUACAAUUGUUUAGCUGGCGGUUAUCUUCAUCAACCUUCCUUUAUCCAAACAAUUCGCGCCAUUCUUACUGAAGAUUUACCAAGUAUUGUCGAUACUUGUCCAAAAAUCCCCAAAACUAUAUUUAAGAUAAUAGAGAAGAUGACAAAAAAGAAUCCCAACGACAGAUACACUUCUUGCUCGAGUAUCUUGGCUGACCUCGAAAUUUGUUACGAAAAUUUGGUAAACGGAAUUACUGGUGGAGAAGGAAAUUUUCAAAAUACAACUUAUACAUCCCUAUUUAUGCUUCCUUCUUCUACAUAUGGUCGCGAACGUGAAAUUGAAAAAGUAAAAUCUGUUCUGCGUCACACCGAGUCAACUUCCUUACCUAUAGAUUCUCCUUCUUUCCAAAAUCCACAAAAUAGUCACAAUGAUCAUAUUGUUGUUAUAUUAAUUACUGGUUCUGAAGGAGUCGGUAAAGCUACAUUCAUUCAAGAUGUUUGUAGUAGGAAGGAAGGAUACAUUGCCAUUACAAAAUGUGAACCAUCAAAGUCUUUUUUAGAUUCUGCGUUAAUUUCUGGAAUUGCUCAACUAAUUUUACAACUGCUUGCUGAGAAUCAGCAUUUAGUACAUGAUUUUUUUUACAAGUUGAAGAAUUCUUUGAAAGGAGAUUUGAGUCUUUUAAACUCGGUUUUUGACAUAGUUCCCGAAGUAAAGCCGUUUCUUCAAAAGAAUCCUUAUAUUGGCGAAAUAGCUUUUUUGUCAACUUCAUCGAAUGAAUCCAUGAAGUCUUCAUCAUCCACUGGUCGCAGUCUUAGUGGCCAAGAGAUUCAACAUGAUCCUGAUCAGAGAACCCAAUUUGGUCAUCAAAUUUCUUUUUCUAGUGCCUUGAUUACUUUACUUACAAUGAUUUCUUCUAUUAAGCGGUCGACCAUUGUUAUCAAAAACAUUCAUUAUGCUGACGAACUAUCAAUCGACAUUCUGGAAUGUCUGAUUCGUUGUAACGUUCCAGUAAGCUUGGUUUUAACAUGCGAUGAUUCUUGUGUUGAUUUGCUUGGAAAUUUCCUUUCCCUGUCUCAUUAUGUUCAGGAAGUGAGACUUAAACCCCUGGGCUUUGAUGCAGUAAAUGCUUACGUUCAGACAACACUUCACCGUGUUGAUGAAGACUUGUUUCCGUUCACUUCCUAUGUUUAUCAUGUUUGUAAAGGUAAUCCCCUUUUGAUGAGAGAUUUAUUAUUAGAGCUUCACAACAAAAAAAUUAUAUAUUUUGACUGGAAAACCCAUCAAUGGUCAAUAAACUAUGAUGAUAUAAAUUUGUUCAGCCCUGAAAGUUACAAUAUCAAUGUCGAUUCGUACUCAGUCACAAAACUUUCUAGUUUACCUGAACAUUGUCGUUGUUUCUUGGCUUGGGCUAGUAUGAUGGGUUCAUGGUUUUCGUUUGAAACUGUACGAAAGCUUUGCCAGGAAGCCGAAGACUUUGAUUUUGACAACGAGUCCUUGGAUUUAUUGCUUAGAAAAGGAAUCAUAUAUGCCACUUCGACUAGCUCAUAUUCAUUUUCUCGCGGAAGUUACAAGAAAACCAUUAACUCUUUUUACAGUGAAGAAAAAUUACAACGUAUGCAUGCACGCCUAUUUGAAAUGUGUAUUCAUAAUCGAGAUCAGUAUGGUCUAUUCGAUAUUGCUUGUCAUAUCGAUGCAGCUUUUGAAUACAUUAAGACUGAAGAUAACUCAACAUUAAACUUUACUUACCUUUACCUCGCUGCCGAAGAAGCUCUUAAUAUAGGAGCAAAUAAGAAAGCACUUAAUUUAUAUAAUAGGUGCAUUGAAAUACUUCCAUAUAAAUCUUAUAGUAGGGACAAUGAUGAUGAGAGAAAACAGAUGAUUCGAAUUUAUAACGGUUGCGCUCAAGCUAAUUUGGUUAACAAUAAUGCAGGGGCGGCCAUGAAGAUGAUAGUGUUGGCUGAAUCCGAAUCCAGUAAUACAACUGAGGCUUUUAAAUCUAGAAUUUUACGUUGCCGGAUCCUAUUUGAAGAUGCGCGCAUCGAUGAGUCCCUUUCUCUUGUUUUAGAGUACUUAUCUCAACUAGAUUUUACUGUGGAAAAGUAUGAUAUGGAAGAUUCGAAGAGAAUUAUGAAAUCUUUUAUUCCGAAAGUUUUAAAAUAUGUGGAAGAGGAAAGAAACAUUGAUUUUGAAAAUGCAGUUACACUAGACGACCGCCGUAUUGAAAUUUUGUACUUCUUGUUUCAGGGUUUCGCUGCAGCGUCUACAUACUACCGGUGCUCGCCAAUGGUCGUAAACUUUGCAAUUGCUUUUACCAAGGUGUUUUUAGAGUAUGGGUUUACGAAUUACUCUGGUUUUAGUUUACUUUUCUUCUCAGUUACAGCAAUGACCAUUCUUGGACCUUCCGUUGCUUUAAUUAAAAUGUGUAAUCUUGCCAGGAAACUCAACCAAAAAAAUCAAAAUUACACUAUACAGACUUACACCGAAUUUUUUUAUUUAUUUUAUGUUGGGUAUGUAACGGAAUUUUUUCAAGAAAGAGUCGUUUCUAUCCGUACCCUAGAGAAACACUGUGAGCCAUCUAGCAAUUUUCUUAUAAAAUAUCUUUAUGUGUUUUCAAUUUGGGAUAGUUUUCUUCUAUCAUCAAAUUACAGCGACUACGUGAUUGAGUUUGAUAAAACAUAUAAUGAAGUUUUGAAAGAACGAUUUUGUAUUGAAGAAAAUGAGUGCUUUCCUGUUCUGCAAACCCUAUUACGAUGCUUUUUAGGAGAAGCUGAAUUGGGCUCUUGCGACUCUUCACAUUAUGAGGAGCGACCAUUAUCGACCUCUGCUGAAAAGGGUAUUUCAGAUGCUUUUGGACCUUGGUAUUUCUCUUGGUAUUUAUUAAAUAUUUUUCUCACAGAGGAUUGGGAAAGUGCUGUUACUUAUGGGUUAAAUAAACUGCCGCAUUACUAUGAAGGGUGUUUCCUGCCAGCUCCAGGUUGCUUUGGUUAUUUUUUGCUUUGCUUGGCUAUAGUUAACAAGGGAUUAGCUAAUGGUAUGCUUCCUGAAAACGAACACAAGUUUCUUUUGGAAAAGCUAGAACUUUUCCGGUAUUUAAGUGCUGUAUCUAUUGACAGUCAAAUAGCCCUGUACUCUUAUUAUUUACAGGCAAGUUAUGUUUCUUUAGAAGGUGAUUUAAAAGAAGCAUCAAUACUAUUCGAGAAAGUUAUAUCUCUAGCUAUAAAAUCGAAUGUUUAUUUAGUUGAAGCUUUUGCUCUUGAGAGCGUGGGCAAAUUAUUUUACAAGAUGCAGCUAACUACUUCUGGCAUUCAUUACAUUGAACAGUCUGUGAACGCUUAUAAAUCUUUAGGAUUGAAAAGAAAGUAUUCUAUGUUAGGCAAUCGAAACAUAAAUAGUUUGCCUCCGAAUUUGCUAAGGUUAACUGUUGAUGAGACUUUUCAAACAGAUAUCGCAAACGAAGAAAAACCUUCUUGUUCCGAUAGUAGUGAUGAAGCAGAAAGUGCUAAUUUAGCCGAGUCCAAUUAUCAAAUAUCAUUUCCCAAUGAAGACUAUGAGGACCGAACAUCUACGAUAACAAACGUUGGAGCUGUCUCUUUAGAAGAGCUUCUCAUAUCGCUAGACAUAAUCGAUCUAACCUCAGUAAUGAAGUCUUGUCAAAUUAUCGCUAGUGAAACUGAAUUAGACGGUUUACUUUCGACAAUGACACAUCGGAUGCUUGAAGACUCUUCAGCAGAUGCGGCUUCUAUUGUCAUAAGAGAUGAUAACCAUUUCACAGUUGCAGCAUAUCGUACAGAGAACGUUAAUGAAGGCUUUACUCCCCCCAUUCCUGUAUCUGAGAAACAGAAGUUUGUUCCUUCGAAAGUAAUAAAUUAUGUUGCCCACACUCAGAAAGCUUUGCUCUCCCACAACAUCCACAAAGACUUUGAUUUACAAUAUGAAGAAUGGAACGAACUAAGCGCCGAAGGAAAAAGUGUAAUUGUAAUUCCACUUUUUCAAAAGAAGACAGUAUUUGCUAUUUUAUACCUACAAGGGCCACCUUUUUCUUUUCACCAUCGACAUGUUUCGGUGCUUUCUAUCUUAGGAUCUCAAGUCAGUUUCGCAAUUGUCAAUAUUUCUUUAUUUCGUAAAGUUAAAGAGGCAACGGAUGCUAAUAUGGAAAUUAUUAAGUCACAACGCGAAGCGCUCAGUUUGGUUCGGAAAUCAGAAGCGAAAUACAGAAGCUUUGUGGAUACUAUGCCUUGUUUACUUUCCAAACUUACCUAUGAGGAUGGACUGAAGGUUGAUAUAUUUGGCUCCUUUUGGAAGGAAUAUUGCGGUGACAUAGUUUCAAAGAAGUCAAAUGUAUACCAAGACCUUGUACAUCCAGAUGAUUAUAGCAUGUUGGAGCAAUAUAUCCUUUUGCAAAGCGAUGUCAAUGCUCCGUUUGAAAAAGAAAUCCGUAUAAAAAGAAAAGAUGGAAUUUACAGAUGUAAUCUGAGCCGCUGCACCCCUGUUUUGACUGAGUCGAAGCCGAUAUAUAUUUGUGCCACUAUUGAUAUCGGGGAUCAGAAAGAAGCAAGAGCCACUGCUUUAGAGGUAACGCGAUUAAGAUCCAACUUCUUGGCAAACAUAUCACAUGAACUACGAACACCUUUUUCUGGCUUUUACGGAAUGCUCUCGUUGUUAGACGAGGCUAAUCUAGAUUGUGAACAAAGAGACAUUGUUAACGCUGCUCGACUUAGCUGCGAAAUGUUACUACAAGUCAUUAAUGACUUACUGAACUUUACCAAAUUGGAAGCCGGCAAAGUAACUUUAGAAUCAGAUUUAGAAUUUUCCUUGGAAGGAGUCAUUGUAGACUGUAUUGCAUCCGUUUAUUCCGUUGCUGGGAGCAAAAAUGUAACAGUUUCUUACGAACUGUCGGAUGACAUUCCUUAUUUUAUUGCUGGUGAUGCUUCAAAGAUUGGUCAAAUGCUUAAGAGUAUACUUGAUAAUUCUGUGAAAAUGGUUGAGAGUGGCUUUAUACGUGUAAAAGCCUAUAUAUCUGAAAAUGGGGAAAAUGACGAAUUAAGGCUUACUUUUAUUGUUGAAGAUAGUAGACCACAACCGAAUGCGAUGUUCCAAGCUAAUCUGAUUAACUCUCUGAACAAAUACUGUAAUGACUAUUUGCCUAUAGAUUUAAGUGGAUCGGCUCUUGGCAUGUCGACGUGUUUGCAAUUAUGUAAAAUCAUGGGAGGUUCUGUUUUUGUGACAGUUUCAGAAACUCCUCCUACUUUUAGAAUUUUUUAUGAUUUGAUGGUCCGUAAAUUACGGGAAGAACGAUACAGAAAAAUUACCGCAGAAUUAGUUGAAGCGAAUGUUUUGUUUAAUGCGUAUAUUCGCAGCAGGCAUAUAAUACGUGCUACGAAUGAACCCCUUGAUUCUGAUUAUAUUUCUAGGCUUUUGGCUAAGGCGGAAAGUCUGGUUCGUAUUGACGGUUGUCCUGAUACUCUCGCAAGUUUCCUUAAUUAUUAUCGAAAGCAUUUGAACAUCUCUCGCUGUCUCUUGAUAUUAGAUAUAGACUCUGCUGAACACAUGGAGAAGGCAGCUGCUGAACUUCAGUCUUUUCCUGAUUUGAAUGUUAUAUUCAUUUCUUGUAUCCCUCAGCUGAACAAAGCAUAUGAUCGAAAGUCAAUAUUGCAUGACUUUUCUGAACAUAUCGAUAAAAAGAGAACUGUGAUUAUGAAGCCGUAUACCAAGGAGCAGUUCAUAGAUGCAACUUUGAGCAUUGUUCGUCUAGGACAGGAUAAGCUGUAUGAAACCUCUCCCUGUUUACCCUCUGGCCAUGAACGAAGAGAACUUAAUAUACAAAAUUGGCAGUAUAAAAGAAUACGGAUUUUGGUUGCCGAAGACAACAGUGUUGUACGCCUAACCCUGUGUAAACAAUUAGAGCAUUUGGGCUUAAACAUUGAGAGUGCCAAAGAUGGGAAGGAAGCAAUUGAUUUAAUUACUUCUCAUCCUUGUGGAUAUUAUAGCCUUGCGUUUAUUGAUUACCACAUGCCUUACUAUGAUGGUAUAGGUGUGAGUAAGAAAAUGCGAGAGUUUGAGCAACAAAAUGAGUUUGGAUAUUCGGUGCCAAUUAUACUAUUAACAGCUGAUAUUCAGCCUUCUAUUGAAGAAGAAAAAGAGGACGUGGGUAUCACGAAAUACAUAACGAAGCCCAUCCGAAAAGACGAAUUGAUAGAAAUUUUAAAUGCUUAUUUGGCAUAA
Schizosaccharomyces osmophilus is the source of this 6876-nucleotide messenger RNA. It is a transcript of the gene mak3, whose product is annotated as phosphorelay sensor kinase Mak3. The record is from RefSeq and is a predicted model, not a curated record. Gene Ontology annotation, biological process: protein phosphorylation; phosphorelay signal transduction system. NCBI's taxonomy places the organism in Eukaryota, Fungi, Ascomycota, Schizosaccharomycetes, Schizosaccharomycetales, Schizosaccharomycetaceae. The transcript has a single exon. Gene Ontology annotation, molecular function: protein binding; ATP binding; phosphorelay sensor kinase activity. The coding region runs from base 1 to 6876 and encodes 2291 amino acids.